Molecule: messenger RNA, 6856 nt
Organism: Limulus polyphemus (Atlantic horseshoe crab)
Lineage: Eukaryota; Metazoa; Arthropoda; Merostomata; Xiphosura; Limulidae
Product: probable G-protein coupled receptor No18
Exons: 4
Coding region: 300-1919 (539 amino acids)
Biological process (GO): adenylate cyclase-activating adrenergic receptor signaling pathway
Cellular component (GO): membrane
Molecular function (GO): neuropeptide Y receptor activity
Source: RefSeq, a predicted model, not a curated record
UCGGGGGCUAGACGGACGUACUAAGACACUACAACAACAGCAUUUUUUAUUUAUUUUUUACUUUUAUUUUACUAGAUAACAAAAGAAAGAUUAUAGCUUAUCUUUUCUCGGCAUACGACUCAGAAUAAAGUGAUUAAUCAAGCAAAAAUAUCACGAAACUUACUAUUGCAUUUAUAAAAACUUGUUGGUGUCUGUUCAGAAGAAAUAUUUCUACCAUUUCAAGGUCUUGGCAUCAUCACUGAUCACCUAAUCUAGAAGAAGUUAAGAGUUGUUCUAAACGUAUCGACAUAUAAGGAAGGAUGUUACCAAGCUUUUCAGGAUCAAUUUUUCCAUUUCUCCCAACAUAUGACCCUCGGGAUCGUUCUCCACCUGGAAACUCUGCUGGUAUCCCUAACUUUACGGAAAUGAGUGACGGCAACAAUAUUCUUACGGGAGAUUCUGUGAGUGUUGGAGAGUGGGCGGUUCGGAUACUAGGGGCAUGUGUGUGUAUAAUGUUGAUUACCAUGACGCUCGUGGGUAACGUGCUCGUCAUCGUCGUUGUGGCUCGUUUCCAACGGUUAAGGUCAGUGACAAACUUACUUCUUGCUAGCUUGGCCUCUGCUGACAUCACAGUGGCACUUUUCGUCAUGCCUUUAUUGGUUUUAUAUGAUUUAGAGAGAAAAUGGCGUUUUGGGGCCAUUGCCUGCCAUUUGUGGAUCUCGUGUGACGUUAUGUGCUGCACAGCGUCUAUCCUACACCUAUGUAUGAUAGCUUUAGAUCGAUUCUGGGCGGUUACUAGACCGUUUCGGUACCAGAUGCUGGUUUCCAAAAAGAGGAUCCUUAUAGCUGUAUUGUGCAUUUGGAUUUGCAGUGGGGCUAUUUCCUUUAUUCCCAUCUUUCUUGGCUGGUAUGACGAUAGUGAUGGUACAUCAUCUAUCUUUCAGGAGAGUAACGAGUGUUCCCUGGAAGUUAACCGAGUGUACGCAAUCAUUUCUUCCAUGACAUCUUUCUAUCUUCCACUUCCAGUAAUGUUCUACGUCUAUUUCCGGAUCCUAUUAAUAGCGGAGCGCCAGGCUAGAGAGAUCAAACAUCUGGAAGUGUCACUCCAGACAGAGGAUCAACACGUCAAGCGGAGCCUCAGACGCCGUUCCAGACAGCUAAUAACUGAUACAAAAGCAAUUCGAACACUAGGAAUAAUCAUGGGCGUUUUCUGUGUCUGCUGGCUGCCUUUUUUUCUCAUGUAUGUCAUCCUUGCUUACUGUAAACAAUGCGACUUGAGCUACGAGUGGCGUAGCGCACUCACAUGGCUGGGCUACCUCAACUCCUCCUUCAACCCGUGUAUCUAUGUGUUCCUGAACAAAGAGUUCAAGGAGGCAUUUAUUCGAGUUCUGGGAUGUAGAUAUCAUUCUGAUUCCUCUGAAUAUACCGUACCUGAUGACAUCAGCUCUGUCAAUCGUCAUCCUCAAAGGAUGGAGAGGGUUCACAUUACACAUGCACCAGAUGAAGAGAAUGGUAGGGUUUCCAGUAGUCGACAUAGACAUCUGGAUAAAGGAAGCCCUUCCAGUUCACGAAAAACUAGUAUUUCAACCUUUGCCACAGACAAGUCGCCCUCUGUUGGUAGAGAACGUACAGAUACCAAUAGCGUACGCAGGACCAGCAACAUAAUCACGGAACACGAGACACAUAACACUUUAACAACAGCCAAGAAACCAGGAGAAUACAACGAAAACAUAAUAAAUACAAAAGAACAUGAUUUUAGCUCAAAUAAGCCAUUAUCAGAAUUACAUAACGCUAUUAUUACCUUAACAGAUGUGCCCGGUUGUAAUACCACAAAAACAAUCGCGCAACCUUCUGCUUAUAAAGAACUUAUAUUCGUCACAGAGUUACAAGAUCAUAAUUUCAUACCCAAACUUAAAGAGCGCAAAACACUCACGAUAUAACUUACAUUCCGCAGUGUAGUACUUAGAUAAUAUGUAAAAAUCUACAAGAUGACCACAAAACCAUCAUAAUCACAUAACCACAGACUUAGCUCUAUCAUAACUUUCGAUUCAGCAUAGCAAAUAAACCAAACAAUACAAUAGAACCAAACAAAUUUAUUUUAAAAAGAGUUCGAUUGUGUCUAUUAUCUGAAGAUAAACGAAACAGAACAAGUGUAGCCAAACUUUACAUGACGUAUUUAGAUAAAUCAGUAUGCUUCGAUAUAAAACUGGCUAGUUCCAAAUCUAUAAAUGAUUUAUUAUAUCAACAUUUCGGCUUCGUAUGUGUGAUCUACAUACAAGUUCAAACAACCAACUAUUAAUAAUGGCUGGAGACGGCUUAAAUGGGUAAUGAAGAAAAACUUUAAUAUAAGUUUAACAUGACAGCAAAUGUACAACGUUUCGACAAGGUUUUGUCAUCAUCAGGUACUAUUAAGUUGCAACACGACUUUUAUUACAUCAAAUAUCAAUUUUUUUCCAACUAUAACGUUUUUGUGUUUCCAAUGUUAAAUAUAGAUUUUAACACGUGUGACACAUACUAGGUAAUGUUCUUUAUAUAGUCAGAUACACAACGUUUCACGGUUUCAUUAUAAUCUGCCGUUUCAUUUAGAGGUACCAAGGUGAACACAAAAACGUGAUGUUUAUGCUUUGAAAAUUACUAUUUAUAGUGACUUACUUAUUCGUUGCCUCUUGUUUUACCUCAACAUUUUUCGAGAUAUGAGAAACACAGCAAUAAUCAGUGAAUGAUGUUAUAUUGUCACAAAAUAAAAUUAAUUUUGGAAAUGUGCACAACUAAGUUGUGUGAAUGACGAUAAGAGGCUCUCACAGUACAUCAUGACGUCACUGUAUCGUAUCGAGUAUUGGUCUAUUAAUGUCAAAAGUAGACAACCACCAUUGCGAAUGUAUUUCGAUUUAAGAAAACAUUGUAGCGGAUUUUGAACAAUUAAUCCGGACAGUGAACUUAUCAUUUGGCUAGUAUUUACAUGAAAAUAUCCGGUUAUGAUCAGUGUUCGACGAAUAUAUACUUCCCAGAAGACACAGUUCAAGAUAAAUAGCUGUUGUGUUUACCCUGAGAAGUGAAUUGACUGUUAAAAUAGCUGUCAUGAAAUUUAUUGUCUCUAGAUUCUUCUCUUAUAAAUAUGCGUAACAAAACUUUAAAACAAUAUAAGCAUUUGGUUUUAUGAAGACGUAUUUUAGGGUUUGGAAGCUAAAAGUUUUCAAUGACGUCAUAACAUCCAGGGUUUUCCCAAGCCACCAGCAUCUUGUGAGUCAAGUUCAAAGCGACAAGUAAAUAUAUGUUUGUUUAAAUAAGCGUUUAACAGUUUCAGUAUCUAAUUCUUUAUUUCUAAUUGUGGUUAGAUUAAUUUAACAUGCAUUAAUAUAUGCAAUUAUUUCCAGUGUGUUUUCUAGAUGUAAAUAUAUCUAAAUGAUAUGAUAUAUUUAAAAUAAUGAAGUACCGAUGUAAAUCAAUUGAUUGAGUGAUCCAAGUACAAUUGUAUUUUGUUCAUCUGUCUAAUUUGCAGAAUCAAAUUACUGAUUUGAUAACUAAUAAUUUGAUAUUUAGUAUAUAUUAUGAUUUAUGAAUAUAAACAUUUAUUAUGAGCAAUACAGUUCUAUCAAAAUUCAUGUAUAGAUCUUGUCAAUACAAUUGUAUACUUAAUAAGUAUAAAGAUUUGAUUUUAAAAUUUUAUCAUAAUUAAUGUAGCAGUUUUUAUAAUCAAGGUCUCCUAAUGAGGCCAACAAGACAACUGGUAAUUAAACCUUUCAUUCAUCUCAACAGGAGCUUUACAGUAUGACACCAUAUAAUAAGAUUACCAGAACAAUUGAACCACUGCUUACAUGUGUUGCUCACAAAACAACUUCUCAGUAUUAUCUAAUAAUUUACUCACCAACCUAAUUUUAAACUUUAAUCAUGAACAUUUCUCAUAUCACUUGUUAUAUUAAAUAAUGCUGGUACAUUUCAUUUUUUUAAUCUAAAUUUGAAUUUGCUGGCUAGAGUCUUCAUCGGGUUGGUUAUCUUUCAUAAACUAAUAAAGGCCUCAAUUACUUGAUGCUGGUUUUUCUUUGUUCGUCAGUCAUCAGCCCUCUGGUACUUGAAACAGUUCAAAUUAAUUAAAUCCACUUAGUUUAAAAUAAUAAAGUAUGAAAUUUACACAUCUCUCCAUAAACGAUGAAGUAUAUUAACUCAAAAAUGAUUCAUAAGACUUUCAUACAGAUACAUAUUAAUUAGAAAAGAGGCUUGGUGAUAGGUGGAAAUUUUGUUAACCAAGAUUAUUUGUUUGUUUGUUUGAAGUUAAGCACAAAGCUACACAAUGGGCUAUCUGUGCUUUGCCCACCACGGAUAUCGAAACCCAGAUUCUAGCGUUGUAAGUCCGCAGACAUACCGCUGUGCCACUGGAGGGCUAACCUAGAUCGUGCUCUUUCUGUAUUUGAUAAUGUCUCUUGUUAACCUAGAUUGUGUCCCUUUCUCAUUGUGUAACGUCUAUGUUAGUUUGUUAAUAUAAAUUGUAUUCUUUCCCCAUUGUGUAACGUCUCUGUUAGUUUGUUAAUAUAAAUUGUGUCCCUUUCUCAUUGGGUAACGUCUCUGUUAGUUUUUUAAUAUAAAUUGUGUCCUUUCCCCAUUGUGUAACGUCUCUGUUAGUUUGUUAACCUAGAUUGUGUCCCUUCCUCAUUGUGUAACGUCUCUGUUAGUUUGUUAACCUAGAUUGUGUCCUUUCCCAUUGUGUAACGUCUCUAUUAGUUUGUUAAUAUAAAUUGUGUCAUUUCCCCAUUGUGUAACGUCUCUGUUUGUUAAUAUAAAUUGUGUCAUUUCUCAAUUGGGUAACGUCUCUGUUAGUUUAUUAGUCUAGAUUGUGUCCUUUCUCCAUUGGGUAACGUCUCUGUUAGUUUGUUAACCUAGAUUGUGUCCUUUCUCCAUUAGGUAACAGCUCUGUUAGUUUGUUAACCUAGAUUGUGUCCUUUCCCCAUUGAGUAAUGUAUCUGUUAGUUUGUUAGCCUAGAUUGUGUCCUUUCCCCAUUGAGUAAUGUAGCUGUUAGUUUGUUAACCUAGAUUGUGUCCUUUCCCCAUUGGGUAAUGUAUCUGUUAGUUUGUUAACCUAGAUUGUGUCCUUUCUCAUUGUGUAACGUCUCUGUUAGUUUGUUAACCUAGAUUGUGUCCUUUCCCCAUUGGGUAAUGUAUCUGUUAGUUUAAGCGAAAGUACCCAGUCUGUGUCGAAUAAACUUACUGGCUUCCGUGAAAGUAAAAAAUAAAUAUUUGCAGCACUAACGACUAUUUUUCUACUCACAUAGGAAGUUACAAUGCUUAUAUUACCAUAACAAAAACUUGUAUUUAGUUCUUUAAUUAAUCAGCUCGUACUCAUACGCAACGUUUCAACUUUCAUGUCACCGUAAUUUUUCUAGAUACCCUGUUUAAUUACAAAUUUAUAUAUAUAUGAACAUGGAUUUUCAUUUGUUCCAAGAUUACUCCUGCAUACCUUACUAUACAUCUAAGGUUUUUUUAUGAAGAUAGUUUUAUCCAGGCCUCGCAUCGGCUGAGAUCCUUGGUUUGCUUUCCUACAUUUAACCUAAUAAUCGGAAUUGUAUUGUAUAAAAACCUCGCUUGAGGAUGUCAUCUGCUCUAUUAUGACAGCUAUAAACUACUCAAGUGUUAACCCUAUUUUUAUAUUAUCUAAGGUGAUUACUUUUGUGUUACUGAACACUUAUCAAAUAUGCUAGAAGAUUCAAUGAGAACUAAGGCUUGUUGUUUGACCCACAAGAUGGCGGAAAGGCACAAGGGCACAAAUUCGUGACGUCAUGUGAAAACAAGUGAUUAAUGGCAGUACGUUCACACUUUUGCAUUUGAUGUGCAUGGCCAUAUUUAUAUAUGUGUAAUCCUUUAUAGGUUACAAAAUAUAUCACAAGUGUGAAACAAUGAUGUGCGAUGUUUUUCAUAAUUACCAUAGCAUUCUGUCGUUAUUGUUACAUUCCUUUCACUCAACAAUACUUCAUGCAUACGAUAAAUUGACGGAAUCACCGCCAUUGUUAGCCGGUUUUUGAAAAUCGAAAAUACUUUUCAAUCUAUCAACAGUUGUCCUUAAUAUCCUUUUUUCUGUCUGAGUAGCCCUCCAGUGGCCAGCGAUAUGUCUAUGGAUUUCGAUACCCAUGGUUGGCAGAGCACAGAUAGCCCAUUGUGUAACUUUGUGCUUAACUUCAAACAAAAAUCUCUCUAAGUAACUAUAGAUUCAAUACACAAUAUUCCUGAUGUAGUGAUAUCAAAUUAGACAAAAUAAUAUUAAAUAACGUGUACAUUAAGUAUUUCCAAAUUGUAAUUGCACAGCUCUGGUUGGUUGAAACCUAAUGAGCUCUUCUAAUAUUCUCAUUGCUUUUCAUGUCUAAUUUUCUAUGUUUCCAUGUGCAACCAAUUGUAUCCUGCUUACCACGGCAGGCUUGUGCUGAUGUACAUACAUGAAAAGCGAAACCACAGCCAAGGGAACGGGCUUGGAAAAAUCAGCUUCAGUUGGAGUCGACUGAUGGUAGAAACAGAACAAGCAAACCAUGAUGAAGUCUUCUUUGUUAAGUGAUUGAUGAACUUCUAAUUUUUUCCUAUAUUAAAAAAGUAUCUUUUUUAACCUGAUUCUAAGAUCUUAAUGGUCUAAAUAAGUUACUUUAAUUGAUAUAAUCUUUAACUAUAACUUAAAGCACUGAGACUGUUUUUCAAACUUUAUUCUUAAGAAACUACAUUUUAUUAUUAUGAAUAACAUUGUUCAUCUUGCCAAAUUUAUUCUCAUGUCCUUGUAGGUUUGUAUGAAAGAUAUAAAACAUAUAUAAUUUUACUUAACUUACAUAACGCGAUUCGUAGGUGGCUUCUAUUGAGAGAAAAUAUUUGAAAGUUACCUUUUUUUCCCAGCUUUUUACGUAUUUAA